GCCCGCCGACGCGCCGCGCCGCCGUACGGACCGCGUCGCCCUCCGUCGGCUGGCUGCUGCCUUAAACAGCAGUACUGAUGGAAAGCCCGCUGCAGCUGCAGAACGACUUCUUCCCAGAGCAGCACUGUAAGUACCAGCAGCACUACUGCGGGCUCGGCAGGCAGCACGAACACUGCUGCACCUGUGACGCCAGAAAAAGCCUGAUCUUCCGCGGGACGUCGCCUCCGACCGCUGUGGGAACUUUAAGGACACCUUCAGAAACGUCUUCGAGACAAGGCUGCCAGUACAGCGUGUGCGACUUCACCCCUUCUAGUCAUGGUAGUUGUUCCAGACAUCAUCAUCAUCGUCCUCGGCGUCAGCAGCGGGGCAGCCUGGGCAGCAGCAGCCACAGAGACAGUAACUCCUACAACGAAAUAGCCAUGAGCAGCUGCAGAUACAACGGCGGCGUGAUGCGGCCGCUCAGCAACUUGAGCUCGUCCCGCAGAAACAUACACGAGUUUGAUUCCGAGUCCCAGCCUCUGCAGCCCGUCUCAGCCGCAGAUGCGUCGGACGCUUUAGGAUCCAAACCCGAGAACAAUUCCAGCACCCUGAUGCCUUACGCAUCGGGAGACGGAGGCGGGGGAGGCUGCGGCCACGGCGGCGGCAAAUCGGGCAAAAAGAAGAACCAGAACAUUGGGGAGAAGCUCGGGCACAGGAGGGCCUUGUUUGAGAAAAGGAAGCGGCUCAGCGACUAUGCUUUAAUCUUUGGGAUGUUUGGGAUCGUUGUUAUGGUUGUAGAGACUGAACUCUCGUGGGGAGCUUAUGGAAAGUGUUGUGCUUUUUUCCAGGAGUCCCUGUAUUCAUUAGCUCUAAAAUGCCUGAUAAGCCUUUCUACAAUCAUUCUUCUGGGGCUGAUUAUCAUAUACCAUGCAAGAGAGAUACAGCUAUUUAUGGUGGACAACGCUGCAGAUGACUGGAGGAUAGCCAUGACAUAUGAGCGCAUCUUCUUCAUCUGCCUGGAGAUCCUGGUGUGCGCCAUCCACCCCAUCCCAGGGAACUACACCUUCACCUGGACGGCACGCCUGGCAUACACCUACGUGCCGUCUGAGACGGAUGCAGAUGUGGACAUCAUCCUGUCCAUCCCCAUGUUCCUGAGGCUGUACCUCAUUGCUCGUGUCAUGCUGCUGCACAGCAAGCUCUUCACAGACGCUUCCUCUCGCAGCAUUGGCGCUCUCAACAAGAUUAACUUUAACACACGCUUUGUGAUGAAGACCCUCAUGACCAUCUGUCCUGGCACUGUGCUGUUGGUCUUCACCAUCUCGCUGUGGAUCAUCGCUGCAUGGACCGUGAGGGCUUGCGAAAGGUACCAUGACAGCCAGGAUAUAACCAGCAACUUUCUAGGAGCCAUGUGGUUGAUCUCAAUCACGUUUCUUACCAUCGGCUACGGGGACAUGGUCCCCAAUACAUACUGUGGGAAAGGAGUUUGCCUCCUGACUGGAAUUAUGGGUGCUGGGUGCACCGCCUUGGUGGUGGCCGUGGUGGCAAAGAAACUGGAAUUAACCAAAGCUGAAAAACAUGUCCAUAAUUUUAUGAUGGACACCCAGCUAACAAAAAGAGUGAAAAAUACAGCGGCGAAUGUUCUCAGGGAGACAUGGCUCAUCUACAAAAACACCAAACUGGUGAGGAAGAUGGACCACGCCAGAGUCAGGAAGCACCAGAGAAAAUUUCUCCAAGCCAUCCACCAAGCUCGAAAAUUGAGAAGUGUUAAAAUGGAGCAACGCAAGCUGAAUGACCAAGCAAACUCACUAGUGGACCUUGCUAAGACACAGAACAUCAUGUAUGACAUGAUAUCGGACUUGAACGAGAGAGGAGAGGACAUGGAGAAGAGGAUUGGCUUGUUGGAGACAAAGCUGGAGACUCUACUGAGUAACUUGCAGGCUCUGCCAGGACUCAUCAGCCAGGUCAUCAGUCAGCAGCACAGGGACUUCCUGGAGGUGCAGCUCCAGCCUUAUGACAAACACAACACUGAACGCUCGCAGUCAGUGUCCCGACGGCGGUCCUCCUCCACGGCGCCACCAACCUCCUCCGAGAGCAGCUAGAGCCCGCGGGAACUGCCUCCACUUGAGACUUUUGCCAUCAUAUGGCUGAGUUGCAUUUAUCGUAAAGCCUUAUGGUUUCAAUAAGUAUUAUCCAAAUUCUGAUGACAGAAUCCAAGGUACUGAGGACAAUGCAUUUUAAUGGAUAACUUCAUGCUGUUAUUUGUUUUUUUUAUUACCUCAGAUGAUGAUGUUAUCCUUGCUCUUGUGACAUGACCACAAAUUCUCUCAGUUAAAACAAAGGCCUAUUGAUGGGGCUGUGAUAAGAACUCUACUCCAUCUCUAUGCAGAGGCAACCACUUUUAUGUGACAAGGUUACCAAGUGUGAAACUAUUGCACUAAAAUAGUGCUUCUCACAGACCUUUGAUUCCCCUGGAUUGAUUCAGAUGCCAUGUUCCUCAAAGCACACUGAGACAUCAGUCAGGGAGCAUGACAGUGGUUUUGGAGGAAAGGCACUGUGUUUGAUGGACUGAACUGACAGCAGAAGGCAGAUCAAACCCUUCAUGCUGUCCCUUGGAGAUAAAGUAAAAGCUUAAAAUAGGGGGGAGCAUAUAUCGUUUAGGUUAGCAACAGCAUUACCUAUAGCAGUUUUAUUUUGCAGAGCGUCCCUGUAGAAUGAGUACUCUUGGGGGGAGGGCGACAUUGCAAAUAACGUAACCUCUAGUCAAAAUGAAUGCAUCUGUACUUGCACUUACUUUUUAACCAAUGCACUUCAAUGCUGACUGAAUUAUGAUAUAAAGAUGUGUUGCUCAUUAAAACAAGAACAUUUGAGAUGUU
Thalassophryne amazonica is the source of this 2852-nucleotide messenger RNA. It is a transcript of the gene kcnn2, whose product is annotated as potassium calcium-activated channel subfamily N member 2. Gene Ontology annotation, biological process: potassium ion transmembrane transport. NCBI's taxonomy places the organism in Eukaryota, Metazoa, Chordata, Actinopteri, Batrachoidiformes, Batrachoididae. The transcript is spliced from 9 exons. Gene Ontology annotation, cellular component: plasma membrane; neuronal cell body; neuron projection. The record is from RefSeq and is a predicted model, not a curated record. The coding region runs from base 78 to 2078 and encodes 666 amino acids. Gene Ontology annotation, molecular function: small conductance calcium-activated potassium channel activity; calmodulin binding.